AUGGAGUACCUAUCAAGAAAGCUCAAUUUUCUCAAGAAUGAUGGCUUGUUUAAGCACCACCCUAAAUGCUCGAGACUGAAUAUUACACAUAUGUUUUUUGCUGAUGACCUUAUUUGGUUUGGGUGGGCUGAUAUGAGUUCUAUUGCUACAUUACACAGUUGCCUUCAGGAGUUCAGCAGUGUUUCUGGAUUGGAAACAAAUCCAAAUAAAUGCUCUGUGUAUAUAAGUGGUGUUGAUGAAAAUCUUAAGGCUCAGAUUUGCUUAUAUCUGAAUUUUUCAGAAGGUAUAUUGCCAGUAAGAUACUUGGGAAUGCCUCUUAUUACAAAGAGGUUGUCUUGGUUGGAUUGUUCUCCCCUUAUUAGCAAGAUAUCUGAGCAGUUUCACAGCUAG
Messenger RNA from Asparagus officinalis (garden asparagus), 390 nucleotides. RefSeq lists its product as uncharacterized. The record is from RefSeq and is a predicted model, not a curated record. NCBI's taxonomy places the organism in Eukaryota, Viridiplantae, Streptophyta, Magnoliopsida, Asparagales, Asparagaceae. The coding region runs from base 1 to 390 and encodes 129 amino acids. The transcript has a single exon.